AUGGGCGGCAAUUACGGAGUGGUUGAGUGUACGGAGGAUGGUGGAAAUGACCAAGAUGAUAUUCAGAAUAUUGGCAGGGAUGAUCAUAGGGAUUUGUUACCAACAUACUGUCCUAAUACGGGUAAGAUGUUUUUGUCGGCUCAAUGGGCGUAUGAGAUUACCCACGUAGGACAAUGUUUUGAUGGCGGACCAAAUGAGUUCUGUGAAGUUCUAUGCAAGUAUGCUGUGGAGCGUGGAUUCCAAUUCAAGUACAUUAAAAAUGAUUCUGUUCGCAUUAUAGCCGUGUAUAAGUUCGUAGAGGCCAUAGGGUGUAAAUGGAACCUACGUACGGGGUCUGAUUUGGUGUCUAACAUUAUUGCAGAUUGGGUGCGUGAUCAACCUUUGACACGCCCUACGGAUGUGGUGUUCAAUUUGAGAAAUGAGUAUGGAUUGGAGAUUAGUUACCAGGUGGCAUGGUUGGGUGUCGAGAAAGUGAGGGGUGAAGUGUAUGGGGAUCACGCUAUGUCAUUCAACCAACUCAGGUGGUACAACGAUUCCGUUAUGAAAAAAAACCCAAACAGUUACUUUAACCUUGACUUCGAACAGAAUAUCGGGAGGUUCAAAGGUAAUUUGCUUGCCGCUAUUGUGAAAGAUGGCAAUCAAGGAUUAUUUCCUGUGGCGUUUGUGGUGGUUGAUUCUGAAAAUGCAGCCAAUUGGGAAUGGUUUCUUCAGAAUUUGAAACAAGUUAUUGGUGGGGACCGUACUCUAACGUUCAUAUCUGACCGUCACGCUGGCUUAUUGCAGUCUAUGUUAAACAUAUUUCCAUCGGCACAUCACGCAUAUUGUUUGUUGCAUCUCCAAAUGAAUCUACGAGACCAUUUGAAAUAUGUUAAUGCGACCCACAAAAUUGGGUUGAUGCGCAAAUUGCGGGAAUGUGGCUACGCGUCCAUUGUUGAUUGUUUCAUUGAGAAAAUGGAUGUUUUGAAGAAGUGCAGCCCGGCUGUGAUUGAAGGUUUUAUGAAAGACUUGGACCCCAAACAUUUGGCUAACGCGUAUUUCAGGGGGCAGCGGUACGGUGAAAUGUGUUCAAACGCUACCGAGUCCUUCAACAAUUGGGUCAGUGGGGCAUGCCAUCUUCCUAUUACUCGCCUAGUAGAUAUGAUUCGGGUUCAAAUAAUGGAGCAGAUGGUAGGCCGUAGAGUUAAAAGCAUGACAUGGCUCGGCAUAUUAUGCCCAAAAAUGGAGAAGAAAUUGGUGGCGGCGUAUAACGAUAGCAGGCCAUGGUGUGUUAGUCAGGCUAAUGACGAUGUGUACGAGGUUCACUCCCACCCGUCGGUGUUGGUUGAUAUGGCUACACGGAAGUGUUCUUGUUUUCAGUGGCAGAUAAAUAGGUUCCCGUGUUCCCACGCAAUUGUGGCAUUCCGUAAUAGCGGGAGGAACAUAUAUGAUUCCCUAGAUCGUGCAUUCCACAUUGAAAUGUACUGGUCUUCAUACAGCGGAAUGAUAUAUCCUAUCCCAACAGUGGACAAGCCAACUGCCACCCUAGCUGAAUAUAUGAUAGCUCCGCCGACAGUGAAGCGUCCUCCGGGUAGGCCCAAAUGGAAGAGGAUUCCAUCAAAAGGCGAGAUAGUUCAAUGUAUCCGUUGUGGAAAAUUAGGCAAUCACAAUAAGAAGACAUGCAAAGAGCCGAUGUAG
Molecule: messenger RNA, 1674 nt
Organism: Camellia sinensis
Lineage: Eukaryota; Viridiplantae; Streptophyta; Magnoliopsida; Ericales; Theaceae
Source: RefSeq, a predicted model, not a curated record